AGAGAGACACAGAGAAAGAGAAUUGUAUUAUAAAUCCACCGCUCCGUCUCGAUGAGUCCGUAUGUAACAGCGAUUCGCCCGCCCCCACACAUCUCUUCCCACUCCUCCUCAUUCACCGAGUCACGGCUUCCGAGCCAACUCGCCCACACCAUUUUGUAUAUACAUAUAUACAUUCUUUUAUUUUAGCAAUCGGAUUUGGAGUUGGUUAGAGGAUGAAUAAGAGGGCGAGAACGAACGUCGACAAGGCAGUGGUCGGGGUUUGGCAGCGAGAGGUCGGCCAGCUUUCCACCAGGAACUUCGCGCGCCGUCUCGGUGCCUCCGAGGAUCUUGUGCGCCGGCUUGAUAUCUACCGAAAGCUGGAAAAGCACAGAGGUUGUGUGAACACUGUAAGUUUCAAUGCAGAUGGUGGUAUUCUGGUUUCGGGCUCUGAUGACAAGCGGGUUAUACUGUGGGAUUGGGAAACUGGGCAUGUCAAGCUUUCGUUUCAUUCAGAUCAUAAUAACAAUGUUUUUCAAGCAAAAAUCAUGCCUUACACAGAUGAUCGACACAUUGUCACCUGUGCUGCAGAUGGACAGGUGAGACUUGCUCAGAUUCUGGAACAUGGAGGAGUGGCAACUACAUUGCUCGCUAAACAUCAUGGACGAGCUCAUAAUCUGGCUAUUGAGCCUGGGAGCCCUCACAUAUUUUAUACCUGUGGUGAAGAUGGGUUUUUGCAACAUUUUGAUCUGAGAACUCGGGCUGCCACAAAACUUUUCACAUGCCAACCAGUUGAUGACAGGAGGGAUUACAUGUCAGCUAUCCCUCUAAAUGCUAUUGCAAUUGAUCCAAGAAAUCCAAAUCUCUUUGCAGUUGCAGGUUGUGAUGAGUAUGCUCGACUCUAUGAUAUCCGCAAGUAUAAGUCAGAUGGAUCAACCAAUUAUGGUGAACCCGCAAAUUACUUUUGCCCUUCAGACUUGAUUGGUGAUGAGCAUGUUGGAAUAACAGGCUUGGCCUUCUCAGAACGGAGUGAAUUGCUUGUGUCAUACAAUGAUGAGUUCAUCUAUCUUUUUACACGGGAUAUGGGAUUGGGACCUAAUCCACUUCCAGCCUCUCCAGGGUCGUCUAUGUGCAGUAAUGCGAGUCAAAUAGAAGGUGAUAGUCAAUUCACAGCGUGUCCAUCAGCUAUGGAUGCCAAUGACCAAAGUGCUCCCCAAGUUUACAAGGGGCAUAGGAAUUGUGAGACGGUGAAAGGCGUGAACUUCUUUGGGCCUAAUUGUGAUUAUGUAGUGAGUGGAUCAGACUGUGGCCGGAUAUUCAUAUGGAAGAAAAAAGGUGGGGAGCUCAUGCGUGUCAUGGAAGCAGAUAGGAGGGUUGUAAACUGUAUUGAGUGUCAUCCUCAUACCAUGGUGCUUGCAAGCAGUGGAAUUGAAAGUGACAUCAAACUAUGGACUCCAAAGGCCCUUGAGAGAGCUUCUGUGCCUACAAACAUCGAAGAGGUUAUGCAUGGUCGAAUCAAUUGGUUUGCAUCUGGUAGCGGUGACGACAACAAUGACGGUGAUUAUGAUGAUGGCGAUGAUUUGUUCUAUGACAAUGACAUUUCUGAUUAUGAUGAUGACGACGAUGACAGUGAUGGUGAGGAGGAAGAGGAUAACAUCAAUGAUGAAAGUGUUGAGGAUGGCAAUGACACUGCUUUUGAAGAUGAUGACUCUGGUGGUUGUAAGGAAUGUUGAUGAUGAUUAUGAUUUACACCUUUGUGUAACCCAGGGCUGGAUGUAUCAUCUCAUUAUGACUUAAUGUUGCAACUAUUAUCACUGCAAAGGCAGAGGACAAGCCCCGAUUGCAGUGGAGAAACUUCGGGUUGGGAACUUUUAGAGCUAUUUUUGACAUUCAAUGCCAACAUCGAUGCUGCCUCAUAUAUAGUGGAAAUGACUCCAGUCAGGAUGACUUCUUUUUUUCGAUGCUAGAGCUUUAGGCCAUGAAAAAAUGGUUGCACUGUACAUAAUUAUAGAAUUUAAGCACAGCUGUUCUGGGUUUAUACUGCUAGUACUUACCGCUUUAGCUUCUCUACCAUUCGUUAAUGCUCUUUUCUUUCUCCAUACUUCGUGAUAACUUGUUUAUAUACGUUCGAUAAUGUUAAGGUCGUGUAUUUACC
This is a messenger RNA of Juglans microcarpa x Juglans regia, 2131 nucleotides long. RefSeq names its product DDB1- and CUL4-associated factor 8-like. Gene Ontology annotation, molecular function: protein binding. Lineage: Eukaryota; Viridiplantae; Streptophyta; Magnoliopsida; Fagales; Juglandaceae. The coding region runs from base 213 to 1709 and encodes 498 amino acids. The transcript is spliced from 5 exons. The record is from RefSeq and is a predicted model, not a curated record. Gene Ontology annotation, cellular component: cytoplasm; Cul4-RING E3 ubiquitin ligase complex.